AGAGUAAAGAAGCCAAUUUAGUGUGGUGGUGUUUUUUUUGGCGACGGAGCUUUCUCUCUCUCUCUCUCCUCCGUACAAAUGGCGCCGCCGAAGAGUAAGGUUGACGGAGAUGGAAAAGGGAAAGGGAAAGCUGUAGCGACUACGUCGACGAGAGUGCUUCGAAGCAUGGAUCGGAAGACGAGAAGCGAUACUCAACGAAGCGGUUCUUCUCCUAAGCUUGUGAGCCUCGAGUCUCUUGAGAAGAAAAGGAAGACGAAACCGAAGGCUGGUGGAGCGAGCAAGAAGGUAAAGAAGGAAGAAGAAGAGGAGGACGUUGUGAAAGUUGAGAAAGAUGAGGAGGAGGAAUCGGCGGAGGAGGAAGAUGGUGAUGAUGCUGCUGCAGAGGAAGAAAAAGAAGAAGAUGACGACUCUGAGAAGAAGAAGAUUGUGAUCGAGCACUGCAAACAAUGCAAAUCAUUCAAGGAGAGGGCUACUGAGGUGAAGGAAGGUUUGGAGGAAGCUGUUCCUGGCAUCAUUGUUACUCUGAAUCCUGAAAAGCCAAGGCGUGGUUGCUUUGAGAUUCGAGAGGAGGGCGGUGAAACGUUUAUCAGUCUUUUGGGUAUGAAGCGCCCUUUUACACCGAUGAAGGAACUUAACAUGGAAGACGUCAUUACGGACAUUGUGGAGAAGAUUAAAUGACAAUAGGGUUCUAUCAAUGCCGAGUCUUUUGUUUCUUCCUCAGCCCUCGGCAAAUAGGCUUUAAUAUUUGACUAUCUAGAGCAACUGCAAAGACCUUUAGGCUUAAUUUUGAUGUUUUGGUGUAGACCCUUUAACCUCGGGUUUGUCAUUUUUGCAGUGCUCGAUCGGCUUUGUGCAGUUUAUUCAAGUUAAAACUUUCUGAUAUAUUUGGUUGAUUUGAAA
Capsella rubella is the source of this 900-nucleotide messenger RNA. Its product is annotated as DNA ligase 1. Lineage: Eukaryota; Viridiplantae; Streptophyta; Magnoliopsida; Brassicales; Brassicaceae. Gene Ontology annotation, cellular component: Golgi apparatus. The record is from RefSeq and is a predicted model, not a curated record. The coding region runs from base 79 to 678 and encodes 199 amino acids. The transcript has 4 exons.